UUUAACUAAGAUGUUUAGCUCUUUGAACUGACACAUAGAAUCUGGCGCCCUCUAUACAGACGCCAAACAAACGCCGGUCAUUUUGCCGCCCGCCAUAAUAAUUUCUUUGGCUUUGGCGUUAACGUUUGCUGUAAACAACUUAUUUCGCCUUUUUAGAUCUAACACAAAUUACUAAAAUGUCUGAUGACGGAUCCACAGUUGUAGAGAAGAAAGGUCGCGGAAGGCCAAAAGCCAAUGGAACACAAUCGGAGGCGAAAGCUGACACAAAAAAAAGAGGCAGACCCGCUGCUCCUGCAAAGACGAAAGAGUCUGCGAAAUCCUCUGAUGAUGAGCAGGCACCAGUAGCGAAGAGAGGCCGAGGCAGGCCUAAGGGAUCCAAAAAAAAGUCUUCAGCUAAAGCUAAGAGUGCACCAGUUGAAGGCCGUGGACGCGGGCGGCCGCGCAAGGAUGCCCCCCCACCUAAGAAAGACGCGGGCUCCACUGAAGAAGAACAAGAUGAGGAUGAGGAAGAAGAAGGCUCCGACCAGUAACUUGCGUUUGUUUUGUAAAACAACACACACUCACUUUAGUGUAAUUUGUUUGUCACGAUAACUCUGUUGUUUUUCUUUACGGUAUUACAUUGGUUUUUUUUAAGGAACAAACUCUGUAAAUUACAAUUCAUCAGCAGUUUAUACUUAACUAUAGGGUUAUCUUGACAGUACAAAAUUCUCAGGUCUAUCCAAACUUUAAUCAUGUGAGGCGAGUGGAAGCUUAUGGGAAGUUCCAAGUUUGAACUGCAUUUACUUUGAAUAUUUUGUUAUAAUACUUGCAUGAGUAAAUGUUGGGCUGACGUAGCUCUCCUUAGACACGUACAACUAUAAGGUAUAAUUUGUAAGAACUUUUUUGUAGAUUUAUUCUAUUCUAAUAGGUAACUUGUAAUCUCUUGAUUUAUAUAAGAAAAAAUGACUUAAAACAUUUUUUUAGAUUAAGAAUUUGACAUCAAAGUCGAGUAUUAUUUUCUAUAAUAAAUAUUUUUCAUUUCAACUUUUUAUUUUAUGAUUUUUCCCAUUGGAAAUUCAUAACACAUGCUAUAUAAUGUAUUGGCAGUUAUUAUUAUUUUUUACAAGAGUUGUAAUGAAACGGUGUUCCGUAAAAUUAGUAUCAGUAGUAAUCAGUAUGGGUAGUGCCAUUUUGUAUUCAGAACUUGUUUUUUAUAUUUGGAGCUGACUGAAAAAUCAUUGUUUUUAAAAUGACAUUUACUGUGUGUAUGUGCGUGAAUGUACAAUUUUAGAGAAAUAUAAAUAAAUCUAUGAAAUAAUA
Plodia interpunctella (Indianmeal moth) is the source of this 1299-nucleotide messenger RNA. RefSeq names its product high mobility group protein I-like (gene Hmga). The transcript is spliced from 4 exons. Bases 177 to 530 code for a protein of 117 amino acids. Gene Ontology annotation, biological process: regulation of DNA-templated transcription. Gene Ontology annotation, cellular component: chromatin; nucleus. Gene Ontology annotation, molecular function: DNA binding. Lineage: Eukaryota; Metazoa; Arthropoda; Insecta; Lepidoptera; Pyralidae. The record is from RefSeq and is a predicted model, not a curated record.